ACAUCCUCACACUGAGACAAACAGAAAAGGGAAAGAAAAGAAAGAGGGAAGACGGAACACGUGGCUUGUACGGGGUGCAUUGAAGCACAAGCCAUCAAGACUAAAAAUGACAGAACAGCAGGGAACCCCAGACCAGCUGCCUGCAGAGAAGGGCCAAGGAGGGGCUGGAGCCACAUAUAAGCUGGCAGUUUUUGAAUUUGAGAACUUUCGUGGACAAAAGGUGGAGCUGUCUGGUGAAUGUAAAGAUGUGUUGGAGAAGACACAAAGAGUUGGCUCAGUCAUUGUGGAGUCGGGACCAUGGGUAGGGUUUGAGCGCCCAGGUUUUGCUGGAGAGCUGUUUGUGCUUGAGAAAGGAGAGUAUCCUCGCUGGAGCACCUGGACCAAUGGCCAGAGUAGCUACAGCCUGAGCUCCUUUAGACCUCUGAAAGUGGACAGUGCAGAUCACAAGUUGCAUCUGUUUGAAAAUGCUGGCUUUGAAGGCAGAAAAAUGGAAAUUGUUGAUGAUGAUGUUCCCAGUCUGUGGGCUUAUGGUUUCCAGGACCGCGUGGCCAGUGCUAAGGCUGUCAAUGGAACGUGGGUGGGCUACAUGUAUCCAGGCUACAGAGGGCGCCAGUAUGUGUUUGAGCAAGGAGACUUCAAGCACUGGAAUGAUUGGGGAGCCACUGCACCUCAGAUCCAGUCCGUCCGACGUGUGCGGGACAUGCAGUGGCAUAAGAGAGGGUGCUAUAUUGCCCCUGCACCUGCCCCCGCCCCAGCCCCAGCCCCAGUUCCUGGUCCAGCCCCAGCCCCUGGCCCUACACCACCCAAUCCCAAUCCCAAUCCCAACCCUAAUCCUAACCCUACUCCCAACCCCAAAUCCCAAACUCAGCCCCAACCUUAACACUACACCUCUGGCACCUCCUGCAGAAACUGGUGAAUGCUGAAGGCAGCUGGCCAGUCCCCAGUCUCACCUUAAUGCUCCCUACUGGAUUAGGCUAGAUGACCAAGCUGUUUUGGAAAAUGAACCAUGAAUCUCUGUUGGAAAUAAAGGUUUUGGCCCUGAAUCAAAUUA
Molecule: messenger RNA, 1051 nt
Organism: Archocentrus centrarchus (flier cichlid)
Lineage: Eukaryota; Metazoa; Chordata; Actinopteri; Cichliformes; Cichlidae
Product: beta-crystallin B3-like
Exons: 6
Coding region: 107-880 (257 amino acids)
Biological process (GO): visual perception; lens development in camera-type eye
Molecular function (GO): structural constituent of eye lens
Source: RefSeq, a predicted model, not a curated record